Molecule: messenger RNA, 4372 nt
Organism: Scatophagus argus
Lineage: Eukaryota; Metazoa; Chordata; Actinopteri; Scatophagidae
Gene: fbxl14b
Product: F-box and leucine-rich repeat protein 14b
Exons: 1
Coding region: 651-1853 (400 amino acids)
Biological process (GO): SCF-dependent proteasomal ubiquitin-dependent protein catabolic process
Cellular component (GO): SCF ubiquitin ligase complex
Molecular function (GO): protein binding
Source: RefSeq, a predicted model, not a curated record
AGUCGGUUUGAAAAGAGCAGACAAAGGCUUUGAGCUCCGGACGCCCCUCUCUCUCUCUCACUCUGCCUACAAAGCCAACCUGGCUCUAUCUUUUCUGCUUUUAUAUCAUGGAAAUGUUUGUUAAAAGGCGGCGUUAAGAGUGUUGGUUUUAUUUCAACUUUCUCAUUCUGAAAUGUACGACCGUCUGGAUCCCCGCUCGGCCGAGAGAGGACGGCUUUUAGUAGGUAUAAUACAAGGAAGCGUCGUCUGAGAGAGGGAGAGAGAGGGGGAAGGAUUGACGCUUUUUCCUCCUCUCCUCCUCCUUCUUCCUUUCGCCCCCCUCUCCUCCUCUUUUUUGGCGGAGAGAGGGGUUGAGGCAGGAAUAAACGCUUUUUUUGUUUUUUCUUUUUCUUCUUUCAAUGCAUUUGAAUCCUACUGCGCAACCAGAGCGGAUCACGUGGGAUUUGGAGUGAGUUGGAUCGAUUUUGCACAGUUCAAUGUGAGAAAAAGAGAGAGAUUCACAACUCCUAUUUCUUUUUUACUCCUGUGGAUAACGGGACUGUUGAUACUUUUGCAUAAUUGCAAGAGAAGGGGGGUGUUUGAGUGGGCUCCUUUUUUCAGCCGUGGAGGUGUGGAGUAUUAAAUCUUAUAUGCCUGGGGUUUGAAAAACAAUGGAGACGCACAUUUCGUGCCUCUUCCCGGAAAUUUUGGCCAUGAUUUUCAGCUAUCUGGAUGUGAGGGACAAAGGCAGGGUAGCCCAAGUGUGUAUCGCUUGGAGGGACGCAUCCUACCACAAGUCAGUGUGGAGGGGGGUGGAGGCCAAGCUGCACCUCCGCCGGGCCAAUCCCUCCCUGUUCCCCAGCCUCCAGGCCAGGGGCAUCCGGAGGGUCCAGAUCCUGUCCCUGCGCCGCAGCUUGAGCUAUGUGAUCCAGGGAAUGCCUAACAUUGAGUCCCUCAAUCUGUCCGGCUGCUACAACCUCACGGAUAAUGGACUGGGUCAUGCAUUUGUACAGGAGAUCCCAUCACUGAGGGUUUUGAACCUGAGUCUGUGCAAGCAGAUCACAGAUUCCAGUCUUGGCAGGAUAGCUCAGUAUCUGAAGAACCUGGAGGUGCUGGAGCUUGGUGGCUGCAGCAACAUCACCAACACCGGGCUUCUGUUAAUAGCCUGGGGCCUCCACAGGCUCAAGAGCCUCAAUCUGAGGUCCUGCAGGCAUGUCUCUGAUGUGGGGAUUGGACAUUUGGCGGGCAUGACCCGCAGUGCGGCGGAGGGAUGCUUGAACCUGGAGUACCUGACUCUCCAGGACUGUCAGAAACUGACGGACCUGUCACUCAAACACAUUUCUAAGGGGCUGACCAAGCUCCGGGUACUGAACCUGAGCUUCUGCGGGGGGAUCUCAGAUGCAGGGAUGAUCCACCUCUCCCACAUGGCCUCCCUGUGGAGCCUCAACCUGCGCUCCUGUGACAACAUCAGUGACACGGGAACCAUGCACCUUGCCAUGGGCACCCUAAGGCUCUCCGGGCUCGAUGUUUCCUUCUGCGAUAAGAUAGGGGACCAGACCCUGGCAUACAUUGCCCAGGGGCUGUACCAGCUCAAGUCCCUGUCCCUGUGCUCAUGUCACAUCUCUGACGAUGGGAUAAACCGGAUGGUGAGGCAGAUGCACGAGCUGAGAACCCUGAACAUUGGACAGUGUGUGCGCAUCACGGACAAAGGGCUGGAGCUCAUAGCUGACCACCUGACCCAGCUGGCGGGCAUCGACCUGUAUGGAUGUACCAAGAUCACCAAGAGGGGACUGGAGAGGAUCACACAGCUCCCCUGCCUUAAAGUGUUGAACCUGGGACUCUGGCAGAUGACAGAGAGUGAGAAAGUGAGGUGAUUGGAAGCGUUUAGUUUCCGUUCUUUUUGUUUUUGGAUGGGGACAGAGGAGGCAUGAGGAGGGGGAAUAGAUGGGUGGGUAAAUUUCUUUUCUUAUUUAAAAAUAAAAAGGAGAGAAAACCUCCCGUGUCCCUCCCAUGUGUAAGGUGAGCUUCUCCCAUGUGACCAGAAUUUUAUGUUCCAAUGUUUUGUUAUGUUUUUUUCUUUUUAAUUUUUCUUUCUGUUGGCCUUGCAGGAUUUUAAUUAGUGUUUUGUUAUGACUUAAUAUUCUGCCUGGUAGGAAACAAUUAUAACUUACUUUUGUUAGGAGCUUGUGAAAAAUCCCUGAUAACAGUUUUGAUCUCACACUGAGUUUUUAGUACCUCCUAAAUUCUGACUUUGGACUGGAAUAACAAAUUAGAUUGUUUCGCAUAUUUCCUUUUAAACUAAAAGUGUCAUUUGAAUAAUCGGCUCCAUUCGCUGACACUCGCUUCUGGAAUAUUCUUAAAAGUGAAACUUGCAUCCAUCCAAACUGUGUGGCAUCCAUUUAAAGCAAAGUGAGGUUUUUGUAACUUGAGUUUUUUUUUGUUUGUUUUUUAUUAUUACUAUUAUUUUUUUUCUUUCUUUCUUUUUUUUUUCUUUUUACAGUGAGUCCAGAUUUGAGACAUUCACAACUAAUUUCUGCUACAGCCAUCACGCCUAAAACAUUUGGCUACCUCGUAUGUGGUUGUUUUCAAAGGGUGUAUACUGUUCAAGAAACAGAAGGAAAGCGAGAAUGAGAGACUGGGAGAAAAUGUGCCUAAAGGGACUGUGUCUGCCCCCUCCCCCCAUCCCCUCCCUCCCUCCUCCAUGAGCAGAGCUGGAGAAAGGAGACCAGGACACAAUCUAACUACCUUUGUUAAUUUACCCCCAUAAACAGCAACAAUUUCCCACAGAGAGAAAGAGAGAGAGAAAGGUGUGUGUUUGGGGGGGGGGGGUCGAGCUGUAAAAAUCUAUUCAGAUUUCAAGAGGGCGACGCUUUAUGGAGAUAGAGAAGAAAAAGACAUAAACGCGCUUGUGUACAAGAGCUUUUUUGUUGUUGUUGUUUAUUUUAAUUUUCUUAGGGAUAAAGUCCUUCUUUAACCCCCUUUUAGAGACGUGUUGUGUUCAAGCUUUGAUGCGUAUAAAGGAGAUGAGAUUGUCAGCUUACCCUUAGAAGAAACACUGACUCAUCAUGUAAUAAUAUUGCAGAGAUAUAUGGUAAUAACAACCCUGCCAAGCGAUAUAAACAUAUAUGAAGGCAUGAUCAGGCUGUAAUUAAACGCAGUGUGCGUCCAUGUAAGUAUGUUAUAGAAAUGUUCAGUGCUUUUUGUAAGGGAUGCUGGUUGAAACACGUCAUUGGAUGUUGUUCAGAGCGUCGUACUUCAAAUUGAAGUGAUUUCUAUAUCUUAUUACCCUUUAUUGAUCGAAACGAAUCAGGGUUUGUCUCAUGGCUGUAUUUUCCCACGUUAAUGCCAACACAGGUCGCAUUCAUAUUCAUGUUGCUCUCACCGGUAAGACAGAGAGAGAGAGAGAAAGAGAGGGAGGAAGAGAGGAGGGGAGGGAUGUGUUUUUUUUCCCCCCACCUCCUCUUUUUCCUCUAUCUCUCCCUGAAUAAAAAUACCCUGAAUCCAUUUUGAGACAUGCUUAGAAUAAGGAGCAAUCGAUUAGUUUUUUUUUUCUUUCUUUCUUUCUCUCUCUCUCCAUCUCGGGUUACAAGCAGAAUGCGUUUCUCUCUCUCUCUCUCUCUCUCUCUGUCUCACACACAUUAACACACAUGCGCACACACACGCCGAGGCCUGUGUGUGUGCGUGUGCGCGCGUUUUAAUGUAAUGCAAUGACCUGCUAGAAAAUUAAUAUACGGAUGUGCGUCCUGCUGAAAAAGCUGUGUGUGUUUUGAAAAAUAAAAAAGAUGUACUGUAUAUUAUGUGUUUGUAAAGAAGAAGAAGAAAAAAAUGCAGAAUCCCAAAAUUAAAUUGUUUUAUAUUCUUACAAGGUUAAAACAAUUAAAGAUAUUUAUAUAAUGAAUGAAAAAGAGCGGCGUGUUACUUUUGUGUAGGUGGAGCGUUUCAUUGUUGUCACCAUGCUGUCUGAAUUAUGAAAAACAUCAGUUUACACAAGGUAAUUUGACAUUGUUUAUCCCCACAAGACAAGCAGUCCUGCUGUGGUCUUUUCCUACAAUGAUAUUAUCCAGUUAAUACAAUAAGGGCUUUUAUUUUCAUGCAUUUGUUCCUAAUAACCACCCACACAAUUCAUUCUGAGUAUUGUCCCUGAUCAGUCCAGUCUUGCUUUUCGAAAGGGUUGGGGGAAAAAAAAUCUGUUGUGUUGUUUUAUUAUUUACGAGGAUAUUCAAAAUGGAUGCUUGCCGUCUUGAUUUGGCUGCAGUGCCUGUGUAAUUAAUUAUCACCAGGGCGUUUAUUAUAGGAAGCUGUUCUACCCUGCUGGGUUUUUAAUCGUCAACCUCUGUUUUUUAUCCUCAAAUGCAGCAAAAAAAAAAGAAAAGAAAUGAAAAAAAACCAAAAA